Messenger RNA from Gamsiella multidivaricata, 1283 nucleotides. RefSeq lists its product as uncharacterized. The transcript is spliced from 3 exons. Bases 34 to 1188 code for a protein of 384 amino acids. The record is from RefSeq and is a predicted model, not a curated record. Lineage: Eukaryota; Fungi; Mortierellomycota; Mortierellomycetes; Mortierellales; Mortierellaceae. Gene Ontology annotation, biological process: regulation of DNA-templated transcription. Gene Ontology annotation, molecular function: sequence-specific DNA binding; zinc ion binding.
AUUUGAUAUACCAGCCAACAUUCCAAGGUUUAAAUGUUAACUGUUCGUAUGUUUAUUCCAGUCGAGUUUACGCCCUACACGCCAUUCACGUCGUUCGCACCGUUUGUCGACUCUUCCAACGCUCAAAUGGAUGCAGAGGAUACAUCAACAGCCUACGAUGCCGUACUGACAAGAGUCGCACAAAAGACGAAAGCAAAUGUGGUAGGGACCGAGGAUCAGAACAAAGCAAGAGCCCAGCUGGAUAGCAUCCUUGAGAUCGCGCAACAGUAUCAGUCCCAGGAAAACGGGAUUGAUAUCAAAGAGACCGAUUUGCAAUUUUUGUCCGAGGAUGGCCUCAACGUCAAGAGCUUGUUGGAAGUUACUCAUUGUGCCAAGGCAGACCACGAAUCGCUCGCACCGCAGGAGGCCAUCCAGAAGAAUGCAAUCUUACUGUAUGAGCUGUACAAGAUGCAGGAGGAGAGGUUUGCAUCAAAGAACCAGACCGUCGGCGCUCGCGAGAAAGAAAUUGCGGCGAUAUUGCGCAAUUCUCUUGUGGAGCUGGCCAGCAAGGCGACACCUUCUACAUUUGUGACAGCAGAGGUUAUUACGGACGCUAUUCGAAGGAUCCCAUACAAGGAGCCCGCUUUUGCUGGAACGCUGCCUCCCACCAAACCUUUUGCAUUCCCGAGCAACUCGAUCCGCAGUGGACUUCCCCCAACUGCUACAGGAUACCCCACACACAACCCAGUGGCCCACAAAAAGGCCACGUCGCCGACGACCAUCAUACCUCAGGUCGCCUUGUCCCCACACAUCAACAUGACUGGAGGCUAUCCGUCUAUCCCUCAGCCCAGUCACCAUGCAUACUCUGUUCCAAACCAGCCCACACACCAAAAGACAUACUCGAGGCCUCGCGCCAACACUAGUAAUGCGCCAGCAACGCUGCAGGUCCAUGCCAACGGCGAUGUUACCUUCAGGAAAAACUUUCAUACCGUGGUUACUUCAACAGGUGGCACGCCUGCCCACUGGAGACGGAAUGAUUCUCAAAUUCCCUGUGCCAAUUGCGGAACGCUUGUCUCGCCUAUCUGGCGACUGGGGGUUCACAAUGAAAAGCUUUGCAAUGCUUGUGGGCAGUACAACAAGAAGUGGAAUGGGCUCCACCGGCCAGUCUCGCUCUUCCCAAACACGCAAACACCGACUUUUAGAAAGUAGAGCUCACAAAUACAAUUGUUCCUGAACACUUUUCACCUCAUCCGUCGCUCCCUUGGAAAAUCACGUGCUUUGAAUAUAAUUUUUUCUGUUUAUAA